Messenger RNA from Physcomitrium patens, 1558 nucleotides. RefSeq names its product cell wall integrity protein scw1. Gene Ontology annotation, molecular function: RNA binding. Lineage: Eukaryota; Viridiplantae; Streptophyta; Bryopsida; Funariales; Funariaceae. The record is from RefSeq and is a predicted model, not a curated record.
AAACGGUUUGCAGUGGUGGGCGCAGAGUGUGGGUCGUCGUCGUCGUCGUCUUCGUCGUCGCUCAAGCCUCCGGCACUCAGCAGAAUCACCGAAGCACAUCCAAACAUGGCAGUUUUCCCCUUAGAAUCUUCUCCAUUAGGGUUUCAUGCUUGCUUCCUUGGGUUCCUCAGCUCGCCGAUCGCAACGUAAUCCUCUUCCAUUUCACCAAUUUCCUUCUCUUGCUCUUUAUGAGUGCCUGAGUGAUCGUCACGAGUCGUUCAUCAAUCACAGCCGUGGCUCAUCCGCUGAGGGAUGGCCGAGGAAGAGGUGAAGACAUUAUUUUUGUCAGGUCUUCCUGAUGACAUAAAGGAGCGGGAGAUAUACAACCUCUUUCGCAACUUUGAGGGUUAUGAGUCCUGUCAACUGAAAUUCUCCGGACGUGGAUUUCAGAUAGUGGCAUUUGCAGUUUUCACAGACCAGGCAACAGCUUUAAAAGCAAAGGAAGAACUCAAUGGGCUCAAGUUUGACCCGCAGACAGGAGCGGUGCUGCAUAUUGAGCUCGCUCGCGCUAACUCUCGCACCAAGCGGUCACGUUCAGAGGAUGGAGCUACAGUUGCUGAAAAGCGCACAAGAGGGCCUCUUGGAGUAGUUGGGACAUUCGCUGAGCCAGGGGUUGGAGCCACUUUGCACAUGCCUGGGCUGCAUCCCUCCAUAUUCAACGACAUGCCUGGAUUCCCCCCUCCACCGAGGGUCGUCAGCACAAACCAUUGGCACAGGACUGACGCCUUAAUUAGUGGCGGUGGCAUGAUGGCUCCUCCAUUCAACGGCCAAGAAGGUAUAUCAGGGCACAUGAUGGGCAUGGUUCCCCUACCUCCUCCAGCACCUGGGAGCAAUCCCCCAUGCUCUACCCUGUUUAUUGCAAACCUGGGCCCUUCAUGCACUGAGGAGGAGCUAUCGCAACUACUAUCCAGAUACCCUGGAUUUUCAAAACUGAAAUAUCAAAUGAAAGCUGGUCAACCAGUAGCUUUUGUUGAAUUUCAAGAUAUCCGAUGUUCCACUCAAGCACUUUCGGCGCUGCAAAAUAGCAAGCAUCUUCCCGCGGUUGACAGAGGAGGAAUGCGGGUUGAGUAUGCUAAAGCAAAGAUGGGUCAGCCCCGAAGAGACCGAGUGCAUCCGUGAGCUGGGGGCAUAUGAAUCAACCAUUUCAUGGACUCAUUACUAGGCAUAGAACCUGUGUCCUCACUGCAAACGCUUACCAAUUUACAGACAGAAAUUACCAAAAAGCCAGGUGAUACAGUUCUGUACAUUUCGCUAAAUGUUAAGCCUAUUAUCGUAUUUACCUCCGUUAGGUUACUAGUAGUGGUUUUUUCGCGGGGCUUGAGACUGCCUUGGGGCCUCCUUGGCUAGAGACUGUCUUGGGGUCGAAACCUCUUUCUUACAGCUUGUCUGAAGACCACCAAAUUGGUGGUGUGCUCAAUCCUGUCUUUUGAUGCUCCAUAGUUACUCAGUACUCAAGAAAUGUGACUAUCCUGCUAUUGGCACCCUACUCGAUGAAAUUGGUUGUUGUAGUGGCUAACUU